UUUCAGUUUAGAUUUGGUCCAGUGGUACGUCGUACGUGAUAUAUUCGUAGACAUCCCAAACAUGAAGCAAGUGUGCAUUCUUCUAGCUGUGCUGCUCUGCACGGCAGCCGUCGCGGACGCCAUAGUGUAUGUCUACGCGCCAACGUGUGCAAGAUGUAAAAGCAUCGGAGCGCGGUACUGUGGUUAUGGAUAUCUCAACCGGAAGGGCGUCUCAUGCGAUGGACAGACUACCAUCAAUAGUUGUGCGGACUGCAAACGACGACUGGGUCGCUGUUCGGACGGGUUCAUUACGGAGUGCUUCGUGUGAGAAAGUGACAUUCGUCUAGUUUGACGUUCAUGUGGAAACUACUCGGAUUUAUUUUGAUGGUGGAAAAGUAACAAAAAUCUUGAACUCCAAACCGUUGACGCUAAGACGAUCAUUGGUGCAUUGAUCAUCGAUACAGGUUUUGCAGAUCAAAUAUGGAGUUCCAUGCCACUUCAGAUCACCAUGAAGUUGCUGAACUAAUGACGUGUAGAAAAUAAGUCCUCUCGAUAUUUAAUAAAAAUGUGUCGUAGCGUAGAUAUUUAAUUUCUUCUGUAGCAAUGGGUUGUAAUUAAUUAAUUAAAUUUGCUUAAAUAAUACUUUAAAUCAAGUAUCUUAAGCUUUACCACGGCAUUUGUGAAAUAAACCAAGUACUAGAUUACAUUAUUCUCGAGAGAUUCGUAAACGUUAUAGUAUUUUGACAUAAAGAAUGACAUAUGGUAUCUUUUCCGGAAUUAGAGGAAAAAAAAUGUAUAGAAAAUUGGUUUUGAAUUUUACUCAUUUAAAACAAUUUGCAAAUGUGUUUUUUAAAAUGGUCCGAAAGUAUAAUUUUGUAAAUAAAGUCUCCUAAAUUUGAAA
Anopheles moucheti is the source of this 880-nucleotide messenger RNA. RefSeq lists its product as uncharacterized. The record is from RefSeq and is a predicted model, not a curated record. NCBI's taxonomy places the organism in Eukaryota, Metazoa, Arthropoda, Insecta, Diptera, Culicidae. The transcript is spliced from 3 exons. Bases 62 to 307 code for a protein of 81 amino acids.